UAAAGGAUUUUCCUUUCAUGAUGAAGAAAGUGGUUUGUAUGCAAUCUAGGUGUGUGUUUGCACGGCACACCAAUACCAAUAGAUCCUUGUAUACGGAUGACUGAUCUAUCACUAAGCGUUGUGUAUAGUGGUUUUAAACUGAAAACUUCGAGCUAGCGUGAACAAGUGUCUUUAGAAAGGAAGAAAUUCAACAACUAGUCCCGUUCAAAGCAUUGCGUGGCGUCUUUUCCACACUCAACACUUUGUCAUGUUGCUUGAGAGUUAAAUAUGCCUGGAUAUGCUUUCGUCACGAGUUUCCAAUGUGAUUUUCCAUGCGGAAUGUUUUGGAGUGAUUAAUCUGGAAUAGUUUUCAUCGAACUGCCUACAAUAAUAUAUGGAGCCGUGGAAUUGAUAGUUUUAUUGGCGAACCAGUUGAUUGGACAUCAUUGCGUUCUGUUUUCAAGCUCUUCUGGGACAUAUGACACUUUCAUGUAAAUAACUUGACGACCAUAUUUGGGAUAUAGUGAGUGGUCAUUUCAUACAGAGUCAAAGGUCGUGUGUGCUACCUCUGUUCGGUUUUAAAACAACAUAAUCCAUUUCGUUCCGUUUGUGAUCAUUUCAUCGUUUGUGCUGUUUGGACACUGUAAACAUGGCAUGAUCAAUUUUAGUGCAAGUGAGGCACAUAACCGUUGAAAUGGUAUAUGAAAUUGAUAAAUAAUUGCCAACUAAUGCCAAAAACCUAUCCUGUUCACUCUGACUGACAUUAUGAAAUUAUGACUGUCACAUUCUAAGGAAUUUCGAUUAUGGGAAUUCUUCAACAUCAUACGUAGAUUCGAGACACAACACCUGACGACAAUCUCCUGAAACUUAAUUUUUUAUUCAUCAAAGGGAGCGGAAUAUUGCUCACCAUGCCCCGGAUAACCCAAACAGCGUUUUUGAAGAGCCUUUGGCGGCGUUACCCGGGUACUAUCCUAUUCCAUUUAGGUCUCCUUCUCUUUCUCUUGGCCACGUUGUCGAAAUAUGGCGGUUUUUCCUUCAUCACCAGUGCGGGAAAGCAGAAUGAAAGGCGAGACUUGGAAUUCAAGAAGUAUGAACUAUAUGUCGACCCCUCCAUGCCACUCGAUAGGGUAGUUGAUGAUGAGUUGGCCGAGUGGAUCGAGCAACUGCUUGUACAGAAGCCGACUAAUACUGACGGAGAAGAUAGAGCCCUCGGCGAGAAGAAAAGUGAGUCAAAAGCCGGUGAUAAGAUGAAUGGUAAUGUCUUCAAGAAGGUCCUGGAAUCUGUAGAGGUCUUAGGAGAAGGUGGUUCCCCUCGGGAUCGACCAUCGGCCAGGAUGGCGCAGCGGCACCUACCCAACGUCCCACCGGGUCUCCUCCCUGUCAGCAAGUUUUUUCGGGAAAAGAUGCCCCGACUUGCGAAUCAACAGAUCAAACUGCCCCUUACUGUCAAAUCUGUGCAGCAAGAUCUAGAAAAGAAUAUGUCCAAUACAGAAAUGCAAAGGGAAGUGCAUCCUGAUAUGAAUCUUCGACAUGGUCAAGACGUCAUCACUGCUGCCCAUACGGCACUUCCAACUAUAAAGGGAGUGGCCAAGAGGGUGAAUGUACUCAUAGUUGCCGCAAUGAGAACAGGGUCGUCUUUUCUAGGGGAGUUGUUUCAACAGCGAAGAGACUUCUUCUACAUGUUUGAGCCGGGUAUGCAAAUAAUGCACAAGCUCGAUUCCGCAAACCUAACCCGUCGGGUGAUCUACACGAAGCUCAUCGAUAUGUUGAAUGGCUUCUACCACUGCAAAUUUAACGAUAUUUCAUUCUUUAUCGAUGAAUUAAACCAUAGAACAUUGCAUGGUCGACAACAAUCCAUUGCUGCACUGGUUACCUCACAAUUUUGUCGGAAGACACGCCUACCAGGUCAUCGAUCAAAUAAAUUGGUUUGCGAUCCUGUUAGUGAGAAGGUCCUGGAGACAGCAUGCGCCACAAGGGACCACACCGCCGUCAAAUCCAUUCGAGUACUCGACAUAAACCUGAUGAUAUCCGCAGUCAAAGACCCUGAUAUGAACCUCAAACUGAUUCACCUGAUACGUGACCCUAGGAGUAUGAUAUUAUCGCGUUUAAAACUCAAAUUUCCGGCAAUCAAAGUCUUCAAUGUGACUGAGCUCUCCGAUACCUUUCGCAACGUUCUCUUGAAGUAUUGUUCAAACUGGCUCCAGAACUACGAGAUUGGACACUAUGUUCCUUUGAUGAAGAAGAACUACUUGAUGGUGCGCUAUGAGGAUCUCGCUUUAGAGCCGUACGUCUACGCGAAGAUAAUCUACGACUUCGUGGGUCUGGGUGCGGUAAUUCCCCCCGCGAUACAAACCUGGAUCGACAUUAACACCAAUGUCAAUGACCCGAGCCAAAAGAAGGCUGCUGCCUUUUCGACCAGGAGAGACUCGAAAGAGGUUUUGGUAAGCUGGAAGUCCAGACUCACUUUAGAGAUGGCAAAUGCCAUUGAAGAAGUUGGAGACUGCACCCGACUUAUGAAAGCGACUGGAUAUAAACUUAUUGGGCAUGAUUAUGGGAUGCUAAAGAACAAUGAUCACCUGGUUGACGAGUUUCCAUUACCCGAGUUUCGUGUUAAUGAGUUUGAUUUUAUGUAAUAGAGUACCUAAGGGAUAACGUCAUAUUCGCUCGUCGUCCUGGUUACUGUAUCCAAAUAACAGAGCAUGCGCAUGAGGUUCACCCCGAAAUCAUUCAAGCAACUGGAGCAGGACGAAUUCAGUGUUUUGGGCGGUUGGGAUCACCACACCACUGUUUAGCACAAAAAUGUUAGGAACCAGCAACCUUGAUAACUUGGCCAGUAUGAUGUCACAUCCCGUACCCUAUAUUCAACAGUUAUUUAUUAACAACAGAUAUCUUUCACGUAUUUCUGCUCGUUAGUCAGCAGUAAAGUUAACACUGGUCAAAAUGCAUAAAUGUAUUGUUUGUGACUACCAGUGUGGUGCAACCAUUUUGAUAGGGCAGGGGAUCAUGAUGCAACCAAGUCAGCAAACAAUCACGGAAAAACUUUCUUUCCUAUAAUUCCAAAUAUUCCUACUUUACAAAGUUUCGUGCAUAAAAUCAUUGUAAAAAUGUCCUUUUGCAUUGCUGUUUCUUGUUUGUUUACUAACUGUAGAGUUAAAUAUCAAGUUUAAAAAAAAAAAAUGAGUAAUUUGCAGUUUCCUAUUAGCAGAAGGGAAAAGAGGCAGCAUUAAAAUAGAUUUUUAUUUUUUUCAAUUUUAAAGGGAUUAACAUCAUCUGGGAAGCAGGAGACCUAUUUGAAUGGUCUAUUUUUAAGCUCUUGUAGUUGUUGUUUUAAUAUUAUUAUCAUUAUUAUUGUUGUUUUUAUUUUUGUUAUUUAUAUCAUCAUUAUUAUUGCUGUUAUCCUUAUUGUUAUUAUUAUUAUUAUCAUUAUCAUUAUCAUCAUGAUCAUUAUCAUCAUUAUUGUUGUUGUUACUAUUAUUGCUCUCAUUGGAACAUUUUUAAAGAUCAAUUUUGAAGUAUAAGCCUAAUAUGGUAGGAAGUUGUUUGUGUAAUGACAUGAAAUGUAGGAUACCUGUAUGUGAAGGGCAAAAUCGUGUUAUUACACCCCCCCCCCCUCCCUAUUAUGCCUAAAAAAGGAUGUUGUAUUGCCCUUUAGGUGCCAACACAUGGGUCGGUCGGUCGGAAAUCUUCUCUUUUUAAAUUUUUUUUUCUCCCUCUUUGGGCUGAUUUUUCUCAGUUUUUAAUGCUUUAAUACAUAAAAACAGAUUUGUUUACGCCUUACAGAUGUUACAGUCUUGUAAAUGUUAUUAUGUGUGUAAUAUACCAUGAUGGCUAAUCGUACAGAAAUUGGGCAAUUAUAGAGUUGAAUUUCGAUGUAAAACAAUUACCUUUUAUGCCUUUUCGUCAGAUGUGACGCGGCAAGUCUGGGGCGUUUUUUGUGUGUGAUGACGUUAAGAGUAGUACGCGUCACAUUUCUGUAAUUGUAAAUACGCGCAUGACCUUUUUUACGUUCAGUUGCUAUUCAUUAGGGACUUUUAGAUUUACACGACGAGAGCGGGGACUGCCGCCUGUGACAUUGUGUUAAGGCAGUGCCUUAAAAGGACAUCACAUUACCUUAAAAGGAUGUCACACGUGGCGGUCCACGUUCUCGUCGUGUAAAUCUAAAAGUUCCUUUUAACUCGUAAGUGAAACAGAGGUGGCUUUCUUUUCGCGGCGGUUUAUACACUGUCAUAUCUGAACGAACCUUUAAAACAGUUAGAUCUUUUGAUGGUUUCCCGAGUAUACCACCUAGUUCUACCAGGCCAAAUUAUUGUACAAGUUGUGGAUGAGACCCGUCAUUCGUCUUCUUUUCCUCAUCACCAACAUAAUUAUCCCUGCAAUGAUCAUACCAGCAUCAUCAUCACCAUCAUCUUCAUAAUUGUCACCGCAAUGAUCAUUACUAUCACCAUCGUCAUUAUCACCACCAUCAUCAUUGACCAUUGUCGUCAUUAUAGUCAUAAUGAAUGCACCAUCAACAUCAUCACCAUCAUCACAAUCACCACCAACACCCACUAUCAUUAACAUCAUCAUCAUCAUUUUCGUCCUCGUCGUCGUAAUCAUCAUCAACAUUGAAGAUAAGAACACAGUUGGCAUAUUCUUUGUUAAAGUUUGUUUCUAUUCUUGAUAUCAAGGCAAUAUUUUCACAUGCGAUAAAACAGAAUACACAUGAAAAUCUAUGUUUACCUAGAUGCAUCACUUCUAGGUUCUAUGCGUGUAACGUGAUCAUUUUGGAACAGAAAACAUUGAAGGAUGUAUAUAAUAAGGCAGACAACCAUGGUUCUUAAUUUUGAUGAUUGAUUAUUUGCAGAUCCACAAUGGCGAUUUAGUGAUGAUAUAGCCUUCAUAGUAUUGUAAUGUAGGCUAGGGGCCUACUCUCUACCAAAUUCUUUUUCAAAUAUCUGCAAGGUAUAUCCUGUGUAAGUUCAUGACAGUGUGACAUUUUCAAAUGAUAGAUUAACAUAACUUUAUGUAUAAAAUAAAUGUAAGUGCAAUCUAAA
Strongylocentrotus purpuratus (purple sea urchin) is the source of this 5012-nucleotide messenger RNA. Its product is annotated as carbohydrate sulfotransferase 5-like. The transcript has a single exon. Bases 888 to 2612 code for a protein of 574 amino acids. Gene Ontology annotation, biological process: N-acetylglucosamine metabolic process; sulfur compound metabolic process. The record is from RefSeq and is a predicted model, not a curated record. Gene Ontology annotation, molecular function: N-acetylglucosamine 6-O-sulfotransferase activity. NCBI's taxonomy places the organism in Eukaryota, Metazoa, Echinodermata, Echinoidea, Camarodonta, Strongylocentrotidae.